This is a messenger RNA of Alosa alosa (allis shad), 1094 nucleotides long. Its product is annotated as zona pellucida sperm-binding protein 3-like. Gene Ontology annotation, cellular component: extracellular matrix. Gene Ontology annotation, biological process: binding of sperm to zona pellucida; positive regulation of acrosome reaction; egg coat formation. The record is from RefSeq and is a predicted model, not a curated record. The transcript is spliced from 9 exons. The coding region runs from base 185 to 1066 and encodes 293 amino acids. Gene Ontology annotation, molecular function: acrosin binding. Lineage: Eukaryota; Metazoa; Chordata; Actinopteri; Clupeiformes; Clupeidae.
GUAAGCCAGAGAAGCGAACAAAAACGAGCUUCGGCACACAUUCCGGAAAGUGCCGAUUAAUGAAAACAAAACAUUCCUCGUAACAUUGGUAUUCUCAUUUGAGGAUAAGGUAUGAUGCAGACAGCAACGUCCAGUGGACUUCUCUGUGGAGUGUGGGGGAGACUUUGUGACUGUAAACUGGCCGAUGGGACUGCAGCAUGAACCAGACCUUGAUCCCUCUUUAGUUCGGCUGGGUUACUGCUCUCCAACCAGCAUCUCUGUAAUCCCGGGUGGUGCACAGGUUGUUUUCCCAUUUUUGGAGUGGCGAUGUGGGGCAGAGAUGAUGGCAUUGAAGGAUAAUAUUGUUUGGUCUACUGAGCUGACCUAUAAUUCUGAGUCGGGAGCUGUUUUCCUCCUUCAGGCUGUUGUUUGUAUGUACCAAAGGCCUGAUGGUUGGCUUCCCCAUAUUUUCAGACCUGUCAUUGAAACCUUUGGCACUAGUGAACUGGUGUUCAGUAUGAGUUUGAUGAAUGAUGAUUUCAGUGGUCCAGCGGUGACUAGCCAAUACAAUCUAGGCAACCUCAUCCCCAUUUCUGCCUCGGUGAAUCAGCAGGCCCACCAGCCCUUGCUGCUGUUGCUGGAGGAAUGUCUAGCUUCCACGGAGGACCAGCUGGGGCCUGAGACCUACCCUAUUAUCACCAACAAAGGGUGUUUCACCGAUAGCCGCAAAACCAUGUCCAGGUUCCAACCUCGUCAAAGAAGCUCAGAAAUCCAGUUCUAUUUGCAAGCUUUUGCAUUUGCUCUUAACCAGCCGGUCUACAUCCACUGUAAGCUUGUGGCAUGGGAGGAAAACGGCUUUAACCAAGGGAAGAAGGCCUGCCAUGACAAGAAUGGAAGUUGGGAGCUCCUUGACAACCCGGCCCAGAGUUCCCUCUGCAGCUGCUGUGACUAUGGUGGUGAUUACGGCUGUCAGUCCAGAAAAGGGGAGGGCAAUAGGUGGAAAAGGGAUGACCAGGGAUGCUGUGGUUGGACCGCUGGUUAUUGUCAAUGGGAAAGCCAGUUCAGAACUAGAGACAAGAGAAAAUAAUUACCCAAUAAACAUUUUUCUUUUUGAA